Molecule: messenger RNA, 1639 nt
Organism: Anolis sagrei ordinatus
Lineage: Eukaryota; Metazoa; Chordata; Lepidosauria; Squamata; Anolidae
Source: RefSeq, a predicted model, not a curated record
GGUGCCCUUUCUCGCCGCUUCCUGCCUUCCUGAGGGGUGGAAGCCAUGUCCGCGCUGGAGAAGCAGCUGCAGCUGGGCCGCCUCCCGCCCCGAGGACCGGGCCCGGCCGGGAUGGGCGCUCAAGGGGCCCCCAAGAUGCGCAUGGGACCUGGAAGGAAACGUGACUAUUCCCCAGUCCCGUGGAGCCAGUACUUUGAAUCUAUGGAGGACGUGGUUGUCGAGAGCGACUCCGGCAAGGAUACUUUUCGAAUUUACAAGAGUGGCUCCGAAGGCCCUGUGUUGCUCCUAUUGCACGGAGGAGGACAUUCUGCACUCUCCUGGGCUGUUUUCACUUCUGCCAUCAUCAACCGGGUCCAGUGCAGGAUCGUUGCUUUGGAUCUGAGAGGACAUGGUGAGACCAAAGUGAGGAAUCCUGAGGAUCUCUCCGCAGAAACGAUGUCCAAAGACAUUGGGAACGUGGUGGAGGCCAUGUACGGAGACCUUUCCCCUCCCAUCAUGUUGAUCGGGCACAGCAUGGGGGGCGCCAUCGCGGUGCACACGGCGGCCUCUAACCUGAUCCCCAGUUUGCUGGGCCUGUGCAUGAUCGAUGUGGUGGAAGGAACAGCCAUGGAUGCACUGAACAGCAUGCAGAAUUUCCUCCGGAGUCGCCCCAAAACAUUCAAAUCUCUUGAGAAUGCCAUUGAAUGGAGUGUCAAAAGCGGACAGAUACGAAACCUUGAAUCCGCCCGAGUGUCCAUGGUUGGCCAAGUCAAACAAUGCGAAGGAGCCGCAAGCCCCGGAGGCCCCAAAGCCAUUGUGGAAGGGAUUAUAGAGGAGGAGGAGGAAGAAGAGGAGGAGGAGGAGGAAGGGGAAAACGGAGAAUCGGUGAACAAAAGGAAGAAAGACGACGACGCGGAGCCCAAGAAGGACGUGGCCUACACGUGGCGGAUCGAACUGGCCAAGACGGAGAAGUACUGGGACGGCUGGUUCAGGGGCCUCUCCAACCUUUUCCUCAACUGCUCUGCCCCCAAACUGCUGCUUUUAGCUGGUGUCGACAGAUUGGAUAAAGAUCUAACAAUUGGCCAAAUGCAAGGUAAAUUCCAGAUGCAAGUCCUUCCACAGUGCGGCCACGCGGUCCACGAGGAUGCUCCAGACAAGGUCGCCGAAGCCGUUGCAACAUUCUUAAUCCGUCACAGGUUUACAGAGCCCAUUGGUGGAUUCCAAUGCGUUUUCCCCGCUUGUUAAUAACCCGGAGGUCCACCAACGCCCACUUUCCGUUGUAAAUAAAACUGCACCAGAGGGCCCCCCUUCCGUGGCGUGUUCUGUAUCCUCUCCAUCCGACCCCCCUUCCGUUUGGUUCCCCCAAUGCCGAGCGAUGGGCGCGGUGCCCGCCCGAAGCAGAGCUCCUCCGGCGUCCGGCUGGACCUCGUCCACCCCUUGCCCUUUCCUUCCCUUCCUUCCCCUGGAUGUCGGUUUCUUUUCCUCCCGUUUCCCCCGUCCGUCAGUCCAUCCCGAGGAAGUCCGGUUGUGUGUGGAAUCGUGGGGGGAAUGCGAGGGACUUUGGGGGGGCGGGCAGGUAGAAGGCUGGUUCCUCCAGUUGUAUCAAAACCUGAAAAACAUUAAAGAGAUUUCUUCCCCGGAAGAAGCACUCCGAAGCCCA